Molecule: messenger RNA, 6678 nt
Organism: Salmo salar (Atlantic salmon)
Lineage: Eukaryota; Metazoa; Chordata; Actinopteri; Salmoniformes; Salmonidae
Product: regulating synaptic membrane exocytosis protein 3
Biological process (GO): regulation of membrane potential; regulation of synaptic plasticity; calcium ion-regulated exocytosis of neurotransmitter
Cellular component (GO): cytoskeleton of presynaptic active zone; presynaptic membrane
Molecular function (GO): transmembrane transporter binding; small GTPase binding
Source: RefSeq, a predicted model, not a curated record
GGGGGUGGGGGGGAGAAGAGAAAAGAGCGAGAGAGAGGCAGAGGAAAGGCGACUAGGAACCGAAGAAGCACUACAGCCGUGGGUGCCCUCCACCAUGGGAGCCUUGCAUCACUUGCCCGAGCCGUUGCUUCAUCCGUGGGCCAUGUCGUGAUACGUGGGCUCCGCCAGUGGGAUUUCUGUCCGUAAUCCGAGCCGCCGAGGAAGGGGGGAGAAGAUGUCCGCCUCGGUGGGCCCUCGGGGCGGCCCGCGCCCACCCGUUGCGCCGGCGUCCAUGCCUGAGCCGGACCUGAGCCAUCUGACUGAGGAAGAGAGGAAGAUAAUCAUGGCUGUGUUAGCUCGACAGAAGGAGGAGGAGGAGAAGGAAGAGGCCAUGUUAAAGGAGGAGAGGCCCAUCCAAGCAAGAACUGUGAACCUGGUAGGCCAGAAGAAGCCUCCUCAGCAAAAUGAUGUCAGAGGUAUCCAGCAGCAGUUGUCCAGCUACAGGGAGACGGUGCGGCGGGUGGGGGAGGAGACGCGUCGGCAGACCACCACGAGCCAGCAUCGGGACGACGCGCCCACCUGUGGCAUCUGCCAUAAGACCAAAUUUGCUGAUGGCUGUGGCAACCUCUGCUCCUACUGCCAGAUCAAGUUCUGUGCCCGCUGCGGGGGGAGGGUGUCCCUGCGCUCCAACAAUGAGGAGAAAGUGGUUAUGUGGGUGUGUAAUAACUGCCGUAAGCAGCAGGAGAUCCUCACUAAGCCAGGGGAGUGGUUCUCAGGUCCAGGGAAGCCAGGUCUAGGCUCAGGCAUCAGUGACCCAGCCAUGUGUGGCCUGAACCCCAGUGACGAGAAGCUCCGUUCCCUCUCCCAGGUCCCCCUGGGGCCCCACGACGCCAACUGCCCCGGUGACCCAGGACUGGCACCAGGAAUGGACCUCCGCUCACGCAGCGAGCCGCCGAGAAAGCCCGGUGAUCAGAACAGUAAAGGUCGAGGUGAGCGUCGACCGGGUCAUCCCAGACUCCACACCCAGGUGUCUGUGGACCGGGACCAACGGGAGCGAGAGCGGAGGGAGGGCCGACGGCUGAGUAAGGGCCGCUCUCUGGAACAUGACCCUGUGGGAGCAGGGGUCCCCCGAUGGACAGAAGAGGGCUAUCACAUAGACCCAAACGCCCCCCGACAUUUAGCCCAGCCCCAGCCAGGGGAGCCACUGGGGGGCAGGCACCCUCUACAGCCCCUGAGGCGAGGCAGGGGGGUUGAGAUUGGGUUUGAGGGUGCUGGGAGUGUUGGGGGCCAGCCCGAGGCUAUGCUGGGCCAGAGGACGGUGGUGGGGGGUAUUGGGGGGCCACAGGACCUUGGCCCUCCACAUCUCCAGACCUCAGAACUCAGGGAACCCCCUGGGUCAGCCCCCGUCCCAGAACCCGGCCCCCUCCUGCGCCGGUCCAAACGGGAAAAGGCUGAGAGCAUGCUGCGAAACGAUUCGCUCAGCUCGGACCAGUCAGAGUCUCUGCGGCCGCCCCCGCCACGGCCCUACAAGUCAAAACGUGGCGGUGCUGGGAAGAGACAGACAUCAGUCAGCAGCUCAGAGGAAGAGGGAGGGACCACGCCAGAGUACAGCAGUUGUGAGGACGCCGAGAUCGAGAGUGUCAGUGAGAGAGGGGACUGGGAGUGCUACCCGCUGGACCCCACUGUGUGGCAUCAUCCGGCGACAUGGCAGCCAUCCAAAGAGGGUGACCACCUAAUCGGCCGAAUCACCCUGAGCAAGAGGAGCGUUAUGCCUAAAGAGGCCGGGGCACUGCUGGGGCUGAAGGUGGUUGGGGGAAGGGUCACAGAGGCGGGCAGACUGGGAGCCUUCAUCACUGUAGUCAAGAAGGGCAGUCUGGCCGACAUCGUGGGACACCUACGAGCAGGGGAUGAGGUUCUGCAGUGGAAUGGCAAGAUGUUGCCAGGAGCAACCCAGAAAGAAGUUUACAAUAUCAUUCUCAAUUCCCAAGCAGAACCCCAAGUGGAACUAGUGGUGUCCCGGCCCAUUGGUGAUAUCCCAAGAAUCCCAGACACAUCCCACCCGCCACUAGAAUCUACAGGUUCCAGUUCAUUCGAGUCCCAGAAGAUGGAGCAGCCAUCUAUAUCAGUCAUGUCCCCCACCAGCCCCGGUGCACUAAGAGACAACCCACAGCUCACAGUAUUGCCCGGACAACUUUCAGUGAAGCUGUGGUAUGAUAAGGUGGGACACCAGCUAAUAGUGAACGUGGUCCAGGCAACGGAGUUGCCUCCCCGACCGGAUGGGCGACCCAGAAACCCCUACGUCAAAAUGUACUUCCUGCCGGACCGCAGUGAUAAGAGCAAGCGGAGGACUAAGACAGUGAAGAAGACCGGAGAGCCCAUGUGGAACCAGACUUUUGUGUACUCCCACGUCCACCGCAGAGACUUCCGCCAACACAUGCUAGAGCUGACCGUGUGGGACCAGCCUCGCCUACCUGACGAGGAUAGCAUGUUCAUGGGCGAGAUCCUGAUAGAGCUCGAGACAGCCCCUUUGGAUGAUAAGCCUCAUUGGUACAAUCUGCAGACCCACGACGUGUCUUCCAUCCCUCUGCCACGGCCAUCGCCCUACAUGCCCCGCAGACACACCCACACCGACACACCCAGCAAGAAGCUGCAGCCAGCCGAAAGAGGCUCGCGGGAGAGGGAGAGGCAGCAGAGGGUUCCCCACGCCACCACUCUGGAGGUGCCGGAGCAGCAGAGGACACCCCAGCAUCGCUCUCGAUCUGUCUCCCCUCACAGAGAGGAACAGGGCAGGGGCCGAUCACGACCCACCAACGUCCCCACCCAGAGGAGUUUGGAUGAUGAGAUCCACCAUAGUAGGAGGUCUAGUUCUCCCACCCGCUACUACGACUCUGCCGGAGGACACUACCAGGAGCAGGACUAUGUAGAUGACAGUGAGGUCAUCUUGAUCCACCAAUCAAUGCGGGGCAAAAGUGCAGAGUGCCUACACACUAAAAGUGAUCUACAGCCUUCUCUUGACAGGGUUAAGACUAGGAGCGCUAGCACCAACUGUCUGAACCCAGAAAGGAACCAUAGUGUUCCUUCACCAGAGUCCAAAAGCUGCUCCCAGUCUCUGCCCCGCAGACGCCCCGCCAGCCCCAGGAUUCUAAUCCAACACGCCUCCCCAGAAGACGACAGAUGGAUGAUGGAGCGUCUAGUACCUAGACAAGAGACAGUAAACCACCUCAGUGCAAAGAAGAGGCAAACUCGGACCCUGGACUCAUCAACCUGUCACACUCUGGGAAAGAAGCUCCCUGGCAGAGACAGGGGCCCCCUGCAAGGUGGUGUGUCUCUGUCCUCCUCAGUGACAUCCUCGUCAGCAGCUCGCAGGGUCAGACACCUCCCACAGGUCCCCGACAAAAGUAGCAGCCCCGUAGAACAAGCUCUAGCAGCGGAGGAACGUGUUCGUCAGCUCCAGAUGAAGGUGCAGCAGAGGGAUUCCUACAGUUCUGCUGCUCCCUCCACUUCCAGCAGGGACCUGGAGAGGGCGCUUAAGAGCAAACGCGAGGUCAGUCACCUGUCACUAGAGCUGUAUAAGGACCAGAGGAGAACCAGCUGUGAGAAUGUAUCCCGCAAGUCUUCAGACAGUGAUGUCAGUGACGUGUCAGCCAUCUCUCGCACCAGCAGUGCCUCCCGCAUCAGUAGUACCAGCUACAUGUCCAUCCAGUCAGAGAGACCCCGGGGACGCUUCAACAAGGCGAUCCGUGCGUCAGGCCAGAGCAUGUUGAAGAGCACCAGCGUGAGCGGUGAGAUCUAUGGCAUUGAGCGCACAGACGGCAGCCAAUCAGAUACAGCCUUGGGUGGGGGCAAGAAGCGGCGCUCCAGCCUCAGCCAACGGGUGGUUGCCAUCGUGGGCCUGCCCUCCAGACGCAGCUGCAGCACCUCACAGCUCACCUCCCAGAAAGAAGCAGUGGGGGUGGAUACCAAGAAGAAGGGCAAGAAAAAGAACAAAAUCCAGAUCCAGCGGAGUACAGAGGUGGGUAUGGCUGUAGAGUACCCCCGCCAGGCCAGCAGAGACUCCACCGACGGCAGCAUGAACAGCUACAGCUCUGAGGGGAAUCUAAUCUUCUCGGGGAUGAGGCUGGGGGCUGACAGUCAGUUUAGUGAUUUCCUGGAUGGCCUUGGCCCCGCCCAACUGGUGGGCCGGCAAACAUUAGCCACACCUGCCAUGGGAGAUGUUCAAAUUGGAAUGAUGGAUAAAAAAGGCCAGCUGGAGGUAGAGGUGAUCAGGGCACGUGGCCUUAACCCCAAACCAGGGUCCAGAUCACUCCCAGCUCCCUAUGUCAAGGUGUACCUGCUGGAUAACGGCGCCUGUAAAGCCAAAAAGAAAACCAAGAUUGCACGUAAAACCCUGGAGCCACUCUACCAGCAGGCCCUGCUGUUUGAAGAGAGCCCACAGGGGAAGAUCCUCCAGGUAAUAGUCUGGGGCGACUACGGGCGACUGGACCACAAAUGCUUCAUGGGAGUUGCACAGAUCCUAUUGGAGGAGCUGGACCUCUCUAGCACAGUGAUUGGCUGGUAUAAACUGUUUCCCCCUUCCUCAUUGGUGGACCCUACAUUAGCCUCGCUCACGCGGCGGGCAUCCCAGACAUCCCUGGACAGCUCAGGACCAGCUAAUAUGCGCUCUUAGUGACCGCAACGCAACCACAAACCCAAAUGGACCACAACCAAUGGACAACAAAUGACCAGAGUGCAUGACCACAUACCUAGGGCCAAUUUCCCUUAGGGCAAUAGAGCAAAUCAGAGAGAAAUAGAGAUAGAUAGAGAGAGAGAGAAAGGAAGGAAGGAAAGGAGAUAGAGAACUAGCCAAUCAGAGCUUACCUGGAUUCUGACAAUCACUUCCCAUGCCUCCCUCCCUUCCCUCUUCCCGCCUUUCUCUGGGCUGCCGGGGCCUUACUCCUGAGUCUCACCUCUUGUAUUCCUCCUCGUCUCUGACAUCUCCUUUCUUUGUCUCCUCUUUGUCCAUUCCUCCUCUCCCGCCAUUGAGUGUGUUAUGGCACGUGCUCCUGAGAUAGAAGGGACUCAUGCAGCCCACUCUGUUAGGUGGCACAAGGGAUGUCAGCCCAGCCUUGGUGAAGCCAAUCAGUGAAGAGGUUAUUGUGAGGCCAUAAAGAGUGUGCAGGAGACAAAGAGAUAAGAUUGAUGAUGCCCUGCCGACAGUUGCCCAUCACAAUGUGUUUCAGCAUUGAUGACGUCAUGGCGUCACUAUAGGUGUCUGUGAGGGUUGGGCUGGUUGCACAAUCUGUUAGGGAAGGGAGUCUGCACAGGUGGAAAAAACACUUGUUCUAAGAUCAAAGCAAGCACAAAAGCUUGAUUCUUUUUUGGACAAGGAUUGAUUAUGAAAGAGAAAGAAAAGCAGAGGCCAAAUUAUGGUUAGAUAUGUUUUAUUCUAUUUGCCUAGAGUUCAGAAAGUUACCAUGUGGUGCAAACUCCCUGUGCGUGUAUUUGGUUUCGAGUGACGGUGGUCUGCAGACCUGCAGAGGUCUCGUCACCCCCCCCCUCUCGUUCCGCCCCCGCGAGCGAGGCAGGCGCAGCAUGACUCGGGACCCCGGCCCAAGCUGCAUGCACAUUUUUUUUGUAAAACAAAAGCCAGACAAAUUACUUUAAAAAAAAGAGACUAAAUGUGUGUUAGUUCCACAUACUUUAGGCCAGCUUGUAUGUUGCAUGUACUUGUACAGUUUGCUCGUACUGAAUAUGAAUACAAACAGAAAAGCCAUCCGCCUUCCAAGGGCGGACACCGGGGAAUAAGCUCCGCCCAGGCCACACCUCCAACUCUGGGUAUGAAUUUCCAUAUUAGGAAGUCUCCAAAAGCCUUUUUUAUUUUCUUGUGUUCCUUUUGAACCCUUUGGAGAGCAGUGCUGUAUCAUAGUACUGAGCAAACUGGAACCCCCUAGUUAUCUGAGGAUCUAGGUGCUUUAACAGUAGUCUAUGACAGUGGGGCUAGAAACAGAGGUCGAGAAUGUGUGUAUAAAAACAGAGCUUAAUGUAUAUGAAGUAAAAUUAUGACUUGACAGAAAUUAUAAAGAUAUAGAUAUAUGAUUAGCAAAUGAGUGUAUCUGACUACACGCAUUACCUACGCGCACACACACCUUGUAAAUAUGAGUCAGGGGGAGAAGUUUGACAAUAUUUACACACACACACACACACACACACACACACACACACACACAACACAAAACGAUCCAAACAUUCCUGGUCCUCUGGAAACAGAUCAGAGCCCCAUGCCCUGUGCCACGAGAGGCACUGAGCGGUGCCCAACCACAAGAGGGAGCCAACAGACCUUUCAGUUUCUCGUAAUGGCAGCCAACACCAACAUGACUAUUUGCGACACACUCCAUCUUGUUUCUUUAACCGCAAAACUUUUAAUCCCCCUACUUUCUCAUGGUUUGGACUGAACUUAAAAGCCAAUGAAAAUCUUGUUUGCUGACCUUUCAGUUGAACACCUUGCGGUGCGGCCCACUGCCCUUUCCUUUGUCAGUAUUACUCCACGAUACUGAUUGUUUACAGUCCAUGGGUAUCCACUCAAAAACACGAUAUCUAGGAAAUAAGUAUUCACUGCUACAUUUCUUGUUUGUAUAACAGAUGUGGCUCUACUGAUGUGUAUGUUUUAUAUUCAAGAGUUCAUUUUUAUUAUUUACAAAUAAAAGACUGUGUGGAAGAAAA